This is a messenger RNA of Plasmodium yoelii, 987 nucleotides long. Its product is annotated as PIR protein. The transcript is spliced from 3 exons. The record is from RefSeq and is a predicted model, not a curated record. NCBI's taxonomy places the organism in Eukaryota, Apicomplexa, Aconoidasida, Haemosporida, Plasmodiidae. The coding region runs from base 1 to 987 and encodes 328 amino acids.
AUGCAUUUUCUCAAAUUUAUUUAUUGUAAUAAGUUUGAUACUGUGAGGUCACUUUUUCCUGAUGAAUUGGAUUCUGGAGAAUAUAAGUUUAAAGCUGCAAAAUACAAAGACUAUUUUUCUAAAUCAGAAUAUACCAAUAUUGAUAAAAUUAAUGGUUGUUUCUUAUGGUUGCUUAAAAUAAUUUUUGAGAAUAGUAAUAAUUUUUCGGGAGGUGCAAAUGAAAAUAUUAUUAUUGUUACAUAUAUUUUUUCGUGGUUAAGUUAUAAGUUAAAUCAAAAAACAGAAAAUGGAAUCACUAAAUUAAACGAGUUUUAUAGUAAGUAUAUAGAAAAUGUUCAGGAGUAUAAAGGGUCUAUAGAAAAGAAUACGCAAUAUAAAACUUAUAUUGAGGUUAUAAAUAAAAAUAAGAAGCUUAUGGAUAUUGAUAUUAGUGUUAUGUCUAAAUUUUAUGAUGUAUUUAAAAAUUUGUGUAAAAUGUAUGAUGACCUUUCAAAAGCGAAUAAUAAUAGCCAGGAAUAUUUAAAAUAUGUUAAUAUUUUUGUUGAUAAUUAUAAAGCUCUUAUUAAUGAAAAUUUUAAUGAUACAAACAAUAAUUUAUUUAGUCAUGUAUUGUCUGUUUUAUUAAACGAUUAUAAUUAUAUAAAAAGUAAUUUAUAUAAUGAAUCUGUAAAGAAACAAUUUCCAGAACUUACAAAGGAAAAAACAAAAGCACAAGCCCCUGGAUCAAGUUUUAAAGGAACACAAAUGGAUGAUUCUUCGGGUAAAAUGCCAGUAUCAAUUUCUCAAACUGAAGAAUCAAUUUCUCAAACUAAAGUAUCAGAUUCUGAAACAACACUAUUUAGUUCAUUGACAAUAAACAACCUAAUUCCAAUUCCACUCAUAUUGGUUGCAACAUUAAUUUUAUUAGGAAUUUCCUAUAAGUAUUCGUUAUUUGGAUUUCGGAAACGAUCACAAAAACAAUAUUUAAGAGAAAAGCUAAAAAAAUAA